This is a messenger RNA of Austrofundulus limnaeus, 1760 nucleotides long. RefSeq names its product heterogeneous nuclear ribonucleoprotein A3 (gene hnrnpa3). The transcript is spliced from 11 exons. Gene Ontology annotation, biological process: mRNA splicing, via spliceosome. Bases 43 to 1056 code for a protein of 337 amino acids. Gene Ontology annotation, molecular function: mRNA 3'-UTR binding. The record is from RefSeq and is a predicted model, not a curated record. Lineage: Eukaryota; Metazoa; Chordata; Actinopteri; Cyprinodontiformes; Rivulidae. Gene Ontology annotation, cellular component: catalytic step 2 spliceosome.
GUCACGUGACUUUGGCUCUUUCCGCCCAGAGGUAUCUGCGAAAUGGAGGAUCGUGAAGCUAAAGAACCCGAGCAGCUCCGGAAGCUGUUUAUCGGCGGUCUCAGCUUUGAAACCACGGAGGAGAGUUUACGGGCCCAUUUCGAGCAAUGGGGAUCGCUUACAGAUUGUGUGGUGAUGAGGGAUCCCAACAGCAAACGGUCAAGGGGUUUYGGUUUUGUCACUUACUCCUCUGUGACCGAAGUUGAUGAUGCCAUGAGCGCAAGGCCUCAUAAAGUAGAUGGACGUGUUGUUGAACCAAAGAGAGCUGUGUCCAGAGAGGACUCCAACAAACCAGGAGCCCAUCUGACAGUCAAGAAGAUCUUUGUUGGUGGCAUCAAGGAGGACACGGAGGAGCACCACCUUCGGGAUUAUUUUGAGAAAUACGGGAAGAUUGAAACCAUCGACAUCAUGGAGGAACGCUCCACAGGGAAGAAGAGAGGAUUCUGCUUUGUCACCUUUGAUGACCAYGACACUGUGGACAAAAUUGUUGCUCAAAAAUACCACAUAAUCAACUUUCACAAUUGUGAAGUCAGGAAAGCUCUUUCGAAGCAGGAAAUGAAUGCCAUAUCCAGCAACCGAGGCAGAAGUGGAGGAUCAGGAAAUUUCAUGGGCAGAGGUGGUAAUUUCGGAGGAGGUGGUGGAAACUUUAGUCGAGACAGUGGCUACGGUGGAGGGCGUGGUUAUGACGAUGAUUUUGACAAUGGUCCUAGAGGGAAUUAUGGGGGUGGACCUGGUUAYGGAGGUAACCGAGGGGGCUUUGGAGGCAAUGAUCCAGGAUAUGGAAACCAGGGUGGAGGAUUUGGUGGUAGCAACUGCGAUGGAAAUUAUGGAGGAAAUAGAGGAGGUUAUGGAGGGGGUGGAAAUUACAAUGACUUUGGAAACUAUGGUGGGCAGCAGUCAAACUAUGGGCCAAUGAAGGGAAAUAACUUUGGUGGCAGAAACUCUGGUGGUGGACCCUAUGGUGGUGGAUAUGGCUCUGGAAACAGCGGCGGUGGCUAUGGAUCACGUCGUUACUGAUUAUUUGAUGUUUUCGGCUUCAGUUCUUAGCAGCAGAGGCGAGGAGGUGAGCAAAGGAGUUGUCAGGAAAGCUGCAGGUUACUUUGAGGCAGUCAUCUGAAAGCAUUAGAGGAACACAGAAGUCAGACUUUACUGCAGCUAAAUCGAAGAAGUUAAUGGAAGAAGGACUGUUUGAACAAGACAUGAGUGCAGACAUGAUGCCCUUCCCUAAUUGUGAUAGAUGUUUCCCGCUGAGGAAGUUUUCCUUUUUCUGCGUCUAAUGUGUGUGUUUUGUGCCUAUGGUAUCAGGGGUAAUAAGUAAAUUGUUUUCUUUUUUUACUUAUUAUUUUCAGUCAAUCCUAAUUUUUACGUUUUGCAAAAGUUAGUUUUCUGAUGACCAAUUAAUCUUUUAUCUUUUAAGUUGGUUGUUGUCAGAUAGCAUAGCUACAUCAGGCCCAUAGCUCAGCUACAAUUACACUUUUCCAAUUUUUGAAGUUAUUUUGGUUUUGUAAUUGCAAGUGACAAGUGUAUUUUGAUUGUGUAUGUAAAGCACAGUGUGUAAAUUCUUAAUAAUAUAAGUGUCAACAAAUGCAAACAGCCUGGCUAAGAUCCAAGGCACUCCUUCACCCUUCCUGUUCACAAUAAAUCAAAUUUGAGGUUGUUCAAAUAUUUUAAAUAGUUGGAAAAAAAAAGUCCAAAUAAAGUUGUGUAGUAAAAUAACAUGA